Molecule: messenger RNA, 336 nt
Organism: Aspergillus glaucus CBS 516.65
Lineage: Eukaryota; Fungi; Ascomycota; Eurotiomycetes; Eurotiales; Aspergillaceae
Product: ankyrin repeat domain-containing protein
Exons: 1
Cellular component (GO): nucleus; cytoplasm
Molecular function (GO): protein binding
Source: RefSeq, a predicted model, not a curated record
GGAGACAUGUAUACUCUCCUCCUGGUGUUAAACAAGGGUUGCUAUCCGAAUUUUGCAGACGCGAAGAAGCGUACUCCUCUCUCUUACGCUGCCGAAUGUGGCAAUGUGGAAAUCUUGAAGCACUUGCUCAGCGACCCGAGAGUUGGCCAUGACCCCGUGGGCAUUGAUGGUUACACGCCUCUUUUCAGAGCUAUCAUGGCAGGCCAAGCUGCUGUCGUAUCGACAUUGAUCAAUGAGGGCAGAGUCGACGCCAAUCCUACGGAUAAGAACGGUCUGACGCCGCUUUUAUACGCGGCUAGGGCGGGACACGCACACAUGGUCAAAGUACUGCUCGAG